UUUUCCUGUCUGUUUCAAACAUCAGAGAUCUAACAUCAGAGAACAAUCAGAGAAUUGUCAAUCAAAUAUUAGGCUCUUGAGACUUCACUCUGUUUGUGUCACAUUUUAAUUUGGAUAUUAGGGAGUGUAAAUUUUAGACUGUUGAAAUUUGCACGUUAGUGGAUCAAAAGCGACUUGCUUCCUUUAUUUUUUAACAUUUUCGGCCUAUCAAAGUUUCGUUUAGACGCGCGCGGUGCUGACCAUGUCGUCUCGAUUCGAAGAGAAGUGCGGUAGGGGCAGUAGCGGAUCUAGCGCCAGCGAUGACCUGGUGGCGGUCGACCCCACCGAAAGUGACUUCGCCCUGGAACUGAAGCCGACUCCCAAGCAGACCUGUAUUCCUCUCCAUCAACGGCAACGGAUGGUCAACUCGGCCACAAGCGUCUAUCAGCGAGAUCUCGAGUAUAAUGUACCGGACAAGUCCUGGUCUGUCCUGUACAUCGGCGGCAUAAAGGACAAGGCACUUAAGUAGCAUCAUCGUCGGAGAAUGCGAUUCCUUUCAAAUGCCGAAAAAUUCCAGUUAGCGUCACCACCACCAGUUUUAAUCGAUUGUCUGCGAACCGCCUGGCCCACUGACUGACUUCCUCACCACCACAUCCUUCAGUCACCCAUCAGAUAGCGUGCGAGAAAUAUGUUAUAAACAAAUUUUUAUUCGCCCUCGUGCCAGUGCA
Molecule: messenger RNA, 707 nt
Organism: Drosophila ananassae
Lineage: Eukaryota; Metazoa; Arthropoda; Insecta; Diptera; Drosophilidae
Exons: 2
Coding region: 242-508 (88 amino acids)
Source: RefSeq, a predicted model, not a curated record